Penicillium pulvis is the source of this 456-nucleotide messenger RNA. RefSeq lists its product as uncharacterized. The coding region runs from base 1 to 456 and encodes 151 amino acids. The transcript has a single exon. Lineage: Eukaryota; Fungi; Ascomycota; Eurotiomycetes; Eurotiales; Aspergillaceae. The record is from RefSeq and is a predicted model, not a curated record.
AUGCCUAGUAUCACCACCAUCGAUGGCUAUACUUUUGACAAUUGGGGCCCUGUCACAACCACUUUCACGCCCCCUGCAAUCUGUGUAACCUCGACUACUAAUAUUGAAAUUGGACUGAGUUGGAGCAACUCUGCUCCUUACUUUAUAUACGACCAGCAGUGUUCUACUAUCGGGUACUGGGACUGUAUCCCAACUGGAACCCAGUCCAAGGCUACCAUCACGGCUUCUAACCUUGAAUCUAAUCCCACGAAUGCAUUCCAGGCCGUUUAUUUCUCUCCAGGCCUAUUUUGCCCUUAUGGAUGGGCAACUGUGGGCAUAGCCGCACGCGAGGAAAGCACACUGAGUGGAUCGGGUAUCCUCAGCACGGUGUCUCCGACAUACGAUCCCGAUAUUUCGAUAUUUGAAUAUCCAGCGACAUUGAUCUUGAACUACUCGACCCCAGAGAGACUGUUGUGA